This is a messenger RNA of Didymosphaeria variabile, 1878 nucleotides long. RefSeq lists its product as uncharacterized. The transcript is spliced from 4 exons. Lineage: Eukaryota; Fungi; Ascomycota; Dothideomycetes; Pleosporales; Didymosphaeriaceae. Bases 1 to 1878 code for a protein of 625 amino acids. The record is from RefSeq and is a predicted model, not a curated record.
AUGAACUCACCUCUCGGUGAGGGCCACCUCAUGACCUUCGAGCAUAUGAACCGAGCCCAGAAGCGCGCAUUCAUUCUGCGAGACCAACUGAAGUAUGAUGAAGAACAGCAUUUGGAUAUGUUCAUCGAUGGCAUUUGUAACCCUGAGCCGCCGCGUUAUAAGCGCACGAGCAGUGGUAUUCAACCCCCUUACGAGGACGUUACCAUCAAGCACAGCACGACGCGUUUCGAUCUGGGCAAUGUUGAGUUCCAGGACAAGUCCAUUCGUCGAGUCUACCUCGCCUGCAUAGGCGACAGCUAUGAGAUGCAUGAAUCGAACGCCAUAUCUCCGGAUGAAGACGACUUCAACUCGGUGCCACUCAAUUAUUACGUCGCCCAGAAGAUCAUGCCGGGUUUCAAGAAGAAGAAUGAGGCGAUUCAUGCUCGGAUGCAGCGCAUCAAUGAUAUGCGUCAACAUAUGUACGAGCAAGCGCGUAGCAAGCCGCCCAAGACACCUACGCGCUUCAAAGAAGGCAAAUCUUUGGCCAAGCUCAUGGACUCGGCAAAAGGUGCCGAGGUCACUCCGGAUGGUGAAGAGUCACGUAAGCGACCAGGAGAGCUCGUCACCCGCCACCCUCUCAACAAGAAAAAGAGGAUCAGCCUCGACAAUGUCUCCAGCAGCGUCAAGACUGAGGCGGUGAAUCGACUCCCUGACCAGACUAAAGUCGAUCUGUUCAAUGCUUUCGUCAAGUCAGCGUUCCCCGACUUCGAUAACCUACUGAUGGCAUCCUGGAACGUGGUCUCGAUCUUCGUCAACGUCGGAAGCGAGGACUUAAUGCUUCAUAACUCGAUUGGCGAUCUGCACGACGUUCUGCUGAAGUUCGACGACUACUUCGGCAAGUCGAGGAAGUCACGAUCGGACAUUCACGAUGCUGCUCGCCUCCAGAAGGAUUUUCGUGACAGUUCUACUCGCAAUACCCCCUUAGCGUCCGGCCUCGGUCCGGUCGAGGUUAGUGGUAAUAUGUCGCGAGAUCGUUCUCGGGAUCGGCUCGUUGAGCUACCGCCUAACCGCCAUGAUGGUGUCGAUGAAGGGGCGCAUUUAUCCCCCAUUGAGUCCAACCAUGCUACGGGAUUUCGACAGUCAAACGGUCGCUACGCGGCCGAGCGUCACACUCAGAAGAAUCAACGCCAACAUCGGACUGGCCUUGAUCAACAGCUUAAGCAAUCCCCAGUUCGCCAUCGUGGCCAUCGUGGUGGUGCCCCCGACCAAUCAGUCACGAAGCAACUCGGCUCUCGCAACCGCCCAGAAGGCCGCCCCCUCCCGCAGUCCCUCGAUGAUCUCUUCUCGCACCCACCACCACAAGAGGUGCGACGCGGUUCGCAUGACAUCUUGCGGGCCAUGGCAGCAAACAUUGAAGAGGAUACGGUAUCAAGCAUCGACGAAGGUUAUGCUGCCAUACAAGCCCAGAAGCCACCGACACCACCCACGAUACAGCCUCUCCACAAGCCAUCCCCGCCCAAACCGAAUGACCUUCUUCGCCGCCCAGAGCACGCUCAGCUCGCUGCAGAGGCCGCUGAACUCCGCAACCGUACGCUCCAGCAGCAGUCGCACUCUCAGCGUGAGGCCCAGCGCUACGGUAUGUUCAACGACCAUAGCCGGCGCAGCAGCAUCGACGCCCUCUUCGUGGGUGACAACGAGGAUGAAGCCGUUCAGGUCCCCGCCAUGCAGGAGGUGCACGAGCAGGAGAAGCAGGCUGAGCCGAGGACGGUGUCAUUGGGUAAGUCCAUGUUGGGCGCACCGAAGAAGCCGCCGAAUGCAACGGGCCCUGCACCUAUUGCUCCUAUGAUGCACAACAGCCCUGCUGGGAAGACGGACGAGGCGGAGCGGCGAGGACAAUGA